AUGGCGGUGGCGUCGCCGGAGGAAGGGCACGCCGCGCCGGCGGUCGGCGGCGGGAAUGGGGCCGGUACGGCGAGGGCAUCGAUGGUCGAGGUGGGCGUAGUGGAUGGCGUCUCGGCGAUCAGUGCGGAGGAGGAGGAGGAGGGGGGCAAUGAGGAGGGGGCGAGGUGGCUGAAGCAUUACUCUUCGAUGCAGAGCAUCCUGGUCGUCGGCGACGGGGACUUCUCGUUCUCGCGGGCGCUCGCCGUUGCAUUCUGCUCCGGCGAGAACCUUGUCUCCACGUCUCUGGACUCCUACGAGACACUGAGGACCAAGUACGCCAAAGCAGAGUCUAAUAUAAUGAUACUAAAAAUGAUGGGGGCCACAACUUUGCAUGGUGUUGAUGCUAAGACAAUGAAGCAUCACACUGACCUGAAGAUGAGACGGUUUGAUCGAAUUGUCUUUAAUUUGCCUCAUGCUGGAUUCAAAGGAAAGGAGGACGAUGUGCACCUGAUCAAAUUGCACAAGGAUCUGGUGAGAGGCUUUUUCCACAAUGCAAGACACCUGCUUCGGCCUUAUGGUGAAAUCCAUGUUAGUCACAAGAGAGGAAGGGUGUACGAUAAAUGGAAUAUUGAGCAGCUGGCCUCUGAAUCUUCACUUAUUAUGGUUGAGAAAGUUGAUUUCCAUAUAGAAGACUACCCUGGUUAUAACCAUAAGAGAGGAGAUGGUCGAAGGUGCGAUGAACCUUUCCCUCUAGGUCCUUGCUGCACUUUCAAAUUCUCUAUCAGAGACCUUAAGAAGAAGAAGAAAGGUCAUUCAAGCAGGAUAUGUUCAACCCCAUCCCUUGGAGGAAGCAAUGUCCAUCCUGAAAUAUUGGCAAGUGACUGGAGUCCAUCUCAACCGUUUCAACCUCUCAGAACUUGGCAUUGGUCACAUUUUCAACCACCAGUCAAUGCAGUCAACAUGCCAGUAACUUUUGGCCUGUACUCGGCUGGAAUUGCUCAAAGGCAUCAACUCUAUUUUCCAGGUAAUUUUGUUGGCUUACUAGGGCCCCGAGCAACUGUGUGUUUUCUUCAUCAAGGGAAUAUCCAUCCAAUACUCAGCAUCCUAAGGCCAUUUCCUAAUCUUUUGCCUGUUGCAGGAAGCAUUGCUCCACGAAUUUGCAGAAUCACAGGUACCAGUCUGUUUGAACCUCAGGAGCGGCCGAUACCUAUUCUUAGGCCAAGUCAAAGAAUUAGCUGCUCGUACUCUGCCAUGGAAUACCAAAUGAAUCUGCAGAGGGAUUUUCAGAUACAAAACAAAAUAAUGCCUGCAGGAACCAGCUUGGAUUAUUAUGCUUUUCUGGAAUAUCGCCUCAGGGAUCCUGCUGAGAAAGAGAGGUGGCUGGAAAGCAUGAUUGCAUCGUAUGCUACACGCAGAUAGUGAAUGAUCGUCGUUAGGUGUACAUUUUUUGAGUAUUUAACCUGCUAAAUGCUACAAGGAUCAGUAUUUCACUAGGAACCUUAAUUUGAAGAGGUGCUGUGUGAGAUCGACCGUGUCAAAACUGCACCGGUAGGAUCAUUUUGUGUGGCAAACUCUGACUGACCACAACAGUCAACUUCCUUUUUGUAAUGCAGGUGUCUUUAGGGACGAAAACCA
Molecule: messenger RNA, 1614 nt
Organism: Oryza brachyantha (malo sina)
Lineage: Eukaryota; Viridiplantae; Streptophyta; Magnoliopsida; Poales; Poaceae
Product: heavy metal-associated isoprenylated plant protein 41-like
Exons: 4
Coding region: 1-1398 (465 amino acids)
Biological process (GO): rRNA base methylation
Cellular component (GO): cytoplasm
Molecular function (GO): rRNA (uridine-N3-)-methyltransferase activity
Source: RefSeq, a predicted model, not a curated record